Molecule: messenger RNA, 7502 nt
Organism: Branchiostoma belcheri (Belcher's lancelet)
Lineage: Eukaryota; Metazoa; Chordata; Leptocardii; Amphioxiformes; Branchiostomatidae
Exons: 50
Biological process (GO): cell-matrix adhesion
Molecular function (GO): calcium ion binding
Source: RefSeq, a predicted model, not a curated record
ACCAAUGCUGGGAUCCUGGUGUGCCGACCAAUGGGACAAGAGAUAACAACAGUAACUUUACAUCAGGACAGACAGUCAGGUACACCUGUAUGGCCGGGUAUCAUCUGUGGGGAACUGCCAAUAUAACCUGCCAGUCUAACGGGACAUGGACUGAUGAUACACCAACUUGUGAAGCUGCAGGUUGCCCUGGAAGCUACUCAUAUCUUGCACACACUAACAGGUGUUACCGUGCCUAUGGCAACCUGGAAACCUUCGACGAUGCUUUGGUCGUGUGUCUAGCAGACGGCGGCACUUUGGCCAUGCCUCGCGACAGCAAAACCAAUGACUUCCUUAUCGCUUUGAAAAACAAUGUGAGCACGACCGAACUAUUCCGUUUCGGGCUGCAUCGUAAGGAUGAAACAUGGAAUUACGUAGAUGGCGGAGAGUUAAAUUACACCGACUGGGCUGAUGGAGAGCCGAAUAAUCAAGGUGGAAAUGAACAGUGUGUCGAGUACUUCCCUUCAUACUGGUUCAGCAACUGGUUUCAGUACAACAAUACGAAUAAAUGGAACGACGGGACUUGUUCUACAAACGCAAGGUUCAUCUGUGAAGCUGAGCAUGUGGGGCCAAUAACACCAGUCACAACAACAGUCACAACAACAGAGCCGGCCACAACAACAACAGCCACAACAAAGACCGACAACAACAACAUUACAGACUGUGGAUGUCCAUUGCUGCCCUCCCAUACUGAGGUUAGUCUGACCACAACGACCACUGGAUCCGUGGCAACUUACCGCUGCAAGACGGGAUUUCAGUUCGCGAACGGGACCACAACGCUUACCUGUGGCAGCGAUGGGGAAUGGAAGGGCACACUGCCAACUUGUGAAGCGAUGACCCCCUGUAUCCGGUUCUGUGGGUUUGGAAGCUGUUUUGUUAAUGGCGACAUUCAGAAGUGUGACUGCAACACAGGAUACGGAUUCUUUGGUCUUUCCCAGUUUUGCCGAGAUAUCAAUGAAUGCGAAGACGGUUUGGACUAUUGCUUGGGCCGGCCAGCCUGUGUGCCUAACGCGAGGUGCAUCAACUCUCCGUACGGCUCGUACACGUGCCGGUGUCCCAGUGGUUAUACUGGUGACGGGAGGACCUCAUGUGAAGAUGAAGACGAGUGUUUGUCGGCUCCAUGUUCCGAGUUUGCCAACUGCACCAACACAGCAGGCAGCUACACCUGUCAGUGUCUGGACGGAUAUGUGGGGUCUGGCACGGUUUGCACAGAAAUCAACGAGUGCAGCUCCAGCCCCUGUAUCGGUGGAACGUGUGUGGAUAGGAUCAACGGGUACACCUGUACCUGUCGUGAGGGGUUUGCUGGGGAGAGGUGUGAAACAAAUGUCAACGAUUGUGAACCUCCACCCUGCCUCAACAAUGGGACCUGUAGUGACAGGAUCAACACCUACAGCUGUGACUGUGUGGACGGGUGGGAGGGAAUCAACUGUGAAGACGACAUGGAUGAGUGCACGUCUCAUCCUUGUCACCGGCAUGCUGACUGUGGAAACACAAACGGCUCCUUCAUCUGCACCUGUAAACAGGGUUUCCAUGGAGACGGAUUUGAAUGCACCGAAACUGAUGAGUGUGCUUCCGAUCCCUGCCAAAAUGGCGGAACCUGCAUAGAUGGACUUAAUAAGUAUUCGUGUGUCUGUCCAAGUGAAUGGCAGGGCGUUAACUGUGAAAUAGAUGUUAAUGAGUGCCUCCGAGAAAAAUGCCAUCAGAACUCAGCCUGUAACAACUCACCGGGAAGCUACAGCUGCACAUGCAGGGAAGGUUUCUAUGGAAAUGGCCUCACACUGGAUAAGCUCGUGUGUAGAGAAACUAUCCUUUUCCCUUACGGUGAAGAACAAGGGAACAUGUUGCUGCCUGACACAGACGACCGAAAGGACAUCUCUCUGCCGUCUCUGAUUGACAUCAGUCUAGGGUUUCCCUUUUUUGGACAGUUCUACUACAGCCUUUAUUUCUCCGAUAACGGGUUGAUAAUAUUCCCGCCGACGGCGCAGUCCCGUGCGCGGAGGGAACCCUACCCGAACCCCAGUCUGUUCAGGAGGAACCAGACCGUACAGGCAGGAUUCCCUCCUAUGGUAGCAGCGUCAUGGGGAGAUGUGGAUCUCACAACGGACGUGGGGAAAGUCUGGUAUCAGGUGUAUUCUAAUGACAACCCAGUAGACAAUGCCACACAGACAGUGUUUGACAUGGUUACUACGAGGAUGUACCAGUCCUUCAGCGACACGUUUGUGCCCACCUGGGUACUGGUUGUGACCUGGGACAGUGUACCCUCUGUCGAGGCAAUGUACACAAAACAAAACCCAAACACAUUCCAAGCCGUCCUGGCCACCGAUGGAUCAGCUUCCGUCGCUUUCCUGACCUAUAAGGAAGACGAGAUGCUGUGGACCAAUGAAACCCAGGACGUUCUUCUCGGGUACAACAGCGCUAACGGCGUCAACUUCGAAAACAUCCGGCUGGCAGAUCCGUACAGACCCGACCAAGUCAACGGGAACACGGGGCUGAAAGGACGAUGGGCGUUUAAGUUGGAGAGCGAUGCCACACGGAAAACGAACUACAAGAGGCUGUGUCGUGACUGGUACAAGACAGAGCCAGACCCUUCAGAGUGGAUUGUAGGAGAAGGCCUGUGUCCUUGCACGCUACUUCAAGCACUAAAGGACCUACGCUUCGCCCCUGUUACAUUGUCACCCUUUAACAUCUCCCUAUUGCUUCUGGGCAAUCAAGAUCAGGAAGUUUGCUUCAGUCCUCUGUUUGCCAGCCCGACUGGUUCCAGUGUAGACUGUUGUUACAAGUUCCUAGCCCUGAACACUGAGAUACCCCUGGCUGGAAGUCACCACAGAUAUCAACGGUUCUCCCAACUGCACACUGACUUUGACGUGAAUCCCAAGUCCUGGUGCUGUAGCCUGUCUGACGAUGAAGACUUCUGUAACCUGUACUUUGGAAAGAGGCCUCCAAACAGCUGUUCUUUUUACAGGCCACCACGUCUAGCCAUAACGUGGGGAGAUCCUCACAUGAAGACACUAGACGGUCUCGCCUACACGUUUAACGGGUUAGGAGAGUUCACCCUUGUCAAGACGAGUGGGGCCAGUGUUGAGUUCAGGCUGCAGGGGCGCACAGAGAAAGCCAACGUCAACGGUACCCAGGAAGUGGCUGAGGCUACAGUCUUCACGGCAUUCGCAUCAAAGCAAGAAGGCUCCUCGACGGUUGAAAUUGGUAUGAACAAAGACCGGACAAAUAUGACACUUAUGGUGGAUGGACGGUCCAUCAACAUCACUGACCUACGGCAGAACGGUGCGCAGCGUUUUGCCAAUCUGACUCUUCAGUACAAUUUCAACUCGAACCAGACCAGUGUGGUCGCCUCCUUCUCUUCGGGAAUAACAGUGACCGUCACGCUCCAGAAACUCAUGCUGAAUGUACAGUUCGGAGCGCCGGAUUCUUUCGAGAACACUACCCGAGGCAUGCUAGGUGUCUGGAACGACAACAUUUUGGACGACUUCACCUAUCCUAACGGCACGGUACUGCAGGCACCAGAGGACAGAAAUCUAACAGAGGAAGAAAUCUUCCCAUGGGGAUUAUCAUGGCAAAUCAGACAAGACGAAAGUCUAUUCACCUACGAGGAUGGACAAAACGCCACUUCCUUUGCCAAGCCAGAUUUCAGGCCAAAGUUUCUCAACCAACUACUAGCAGCUGUCUCCCCCGAUAAACGAAGCGAGGCUGAGGUUCUGUGUGGCACAAAUGUAGAAUGUCUCUUUGACUUUCUCAGCACAAACGACGCAGAAGUGGGAGAACAAACCCGAUCAAGUAUUGUGACUUUCGAUUCAGACGCAGAGACACUGGCCAACUUUCCACCCAACAUCACAACCAACGCCACAGUCAAUGGAAUAGUUGGACAGCAGGUGGAACUACAGGUCAUUGCUGUUGACCCUGAGGACAAUCCUUUGAGAUAUUCCAUUGGCAACGUCAACAACAUUCCUGGGGCAACCAUCAACCCUGUUAACGGUAUCCUUAGGUGGACUCCCAGAAGCCUACUACCAGUGCAACUAGAGAUUAUUGCCCAAGACAACAAAGGAGCCUCUUCGUCGACCUACCCCAUGGUGAAACUCUGCAAUUGUCAACACGGUGGAAUCUGCAACUUUGUCACUGUGGACUUUACUGGAGACAUGAACCCUGUGGGACAGUUUCAGGUUGUUUCCUGUUCGUGUCCUGAAGCCUGGACAGGAGAGUUCUGUGAGACUGAUAAGAAUGAAUGUGAGGAGGACCCGUGUUAUCCAGGAGCGGCGUGUACAGAUAUGGUAGCACCUAAACAUGGCUUCGAAUGCGGACCAUGCCCCAAUGGUCUGGAUGGGACUGGGGAAAAGUGUUAUGAUAUCAACGAGUGUGUCCAAGGUCAGCUUUGUGAACAGCCCCAUAACUGUGUGAAUAUCCUGGGCAGCUACACCUGUGGCUGCGACCUUGGUUACACCCUAGACAGCAAUGGCCUCAACUGUACUGAUAUAAACGAGUGUGGCAUUAGUACAGCUGAUUGUGCAGUUGAGGCGACAUGCACCAACACAGAGGGCAGCUUUACCUGUACCUGUACUGCCGGAUAUACUGGUAAUGGGACCUACUGCGCAGAUGUUGAUGAAUGUACGACUAGUGCCUCCUGUGAUCGCAAUGCAGUAUGUGACAACACUGUUGGAUCCUACACAUGCACAUGUAAGGCUGGCUAUGAAGGCAGUGGACGCAGAUGUGAGGACAAAGAUGAGUGUGUUGAUCCGGACAUCUGCCACACAAACGCAAGAUGUACCAACUCCAUCGGCUCCUACAGCUGCAGCUGUAACUCUGGUUACCGCCGCAAGGGGGCAGUGUGCACCAACGUGGAUGAGUGUGAAGAGCAACUGGACAACUGUAGCCCGGGGCAGGGGAUCUGUACAGAUAACCCUGGGUCCUAUAGCUGUGCGUGCAGGGGUGGAUAUGAAGGAGACGGGAUCACAUGUCAAGAUGUUGACGAGUGUUCAGAUGCUGCUCUGAACAACUGCACUGAGAACGCGGAUUGCACCAAUACGGAGGGCUCUUAUAACUGCCUGUGUACAGAGGGGUAUGAAGGGAUCGGUACAGUCACUUGCACUGAUGUCGACGAGUGUGGAAGUGCCAUAGAUAACUGUGCUCAGGAGGCAACCUGCACAAACUCUCCGGGAUCUUACACGUGUUCGUGUAACGCGGGAUUCGUCGGGAAUGGGAUUCAGUGUGAAGAUAUUGAUGAAUGUGUAAGGGGAGAAGCUGACUGUGACAUCGACACAAAAGCCGUCUGUACCAACCUAAUUGGAGGCUACAACUGUACAUGUUAUAAUGGUUACGAAGGAGACGGCAGGCACUGCACAGAUGUGAAUGAGUGUAUGACUGACAACGGUAAAUGCUCUAUGAACUGCUCCAACACUGAUGGAAGUUAUACCUGUAGCUGUGAGGAUGGAUACAGGCUAGCGGUCGAUGGUUUCAAGUGUGAUGAUAUUGACGAGUGUGCAGAACAGCUGGAUGACUGUGAACAAGCCUGUACAAACACAGACGGUGGGUUUAACUGCUCGUGCGUCCCAGGAUUCAUUCAAGUCGGGGAUUCCUGUGAAGCCUCUGUAAAUUGCACCAGAACCGUCUGCACGAAUGCUGAUUGCUUUGUGGAGAAUGGAAUCGAGAGUUGCCUGUGUUUUUCUGGCUACAACAUCACCAACAAUGGCACAGUUUGCACUGACAUCGACGAAUGUUCCCUUGACACCAUGAAUGCCUGCGACCAGCUGUGUAACAACACAAACGGAGGUUACACGUGUGGUUGCGACAGUGGCUACAUGAUUGGUACUGAUGGUCGAGCAUGCACUGAUAUUGAUGAGUGUUCAGACAGCAGCCUGAACGAUUGUGAUCCCAAUGCAUUCUGCAACAACAACCAGGGAGGGUACACCUGUAGCUGCAGACAGGGCUACAUCGGCAAUGGGACAUCUUGUGAAGAUAACGAUGAGUGCACAUUUGGCAGUCGUAUUGAGAAUUGCAGUGCGAAUGCUCAGUGUUUCAACUUCAACGGUGGUUUCAACUGCACCUGUCGGGACGGGUAUACAGGAGACGGCUUCUUCUGUGCCGAUGUGGAUGAGUGUACCGGUGAUUCAGCACACUGCCAUGAGCAAGCAGUAUGCACAAACGUCCUGGGCAGCUUUGAAUGUACCUGCAAAGAUGGGUACAACGGCACCGGAACAGUAUGUGAAGACAUUGAUGAAUGUGAAGACGGGAUUAGUCAGUGUGAUGAAAAUGCAACUUGCACCAACACUGCUGGCUCCUACACCUGCACAUGUGAUGAUGGGUACAUAGGUACAGGGAGAACCUGUACAGAUGUGGACGAGUGUUUAAGUGGGCAAAAUAACUGCCAUGAACAGGCAUCAUGUCUAAACACGGAGGGCAGCUAUGUAUGCUCUUGCAAUACUGGUUUUACAGGCAUCGGGACGUCUUGUGAAGAUGAAGAUGAAUGUAGAGAAGGCACAGAUACCUGCACAGAAAACUCGGUGUGUACGAACACCGUCGGUUCCUUCACUUGUCCCUGUAAGUCUGGUUACUUCGGGAGUAACUGUGUGGAUGUCCAUGAGUGUGAAGACGGCAUUGACAACUGUCAUGACCACGCAGACUGUACAAACACCCCUGGUUCCUACAGCUGCACGUGUCAUUCUGGUUACUUUGGAGAUGGGACGGUCUGUACAGAUAUUAAUGAAUGUGAAAACGGAACGACUCAGUGUGAUAGAAACGCAACGUGCACCAACACUGUCGGCUCCUAUACCUGUACAUGUAAUACUGGGUAUACAGGCACAGGGAGAACAUGUACGGAUGUUGAUGAGUGUGCAACACAGUCUGCCAACUGUGACGACAACGCUAACUGUACGAACACUCCCGGCUCCUACAGCUGCAUGUGUGAUUCUGGUUACACUGGAAAUGGUACUGUCUGCACGGCGGUGACAACAGAAAACACCCGAACUCCAACAACAACUCCAACACCAAUGACUGUCACUCCAGAGCCGCCAAAACCACGAAAGUUUGUACCAGCCCAAAUAACAAUGAAGAUGGAGUUUCGGACUCAAUACAAUGACAAGACUUCAGCAGAGUACAUGGAAUUAUCAUCACAGUUGAAAACAUCACUCUCUGUCAUCUACACCGGAAUUCCUGGGUUCAUCGAGAUUAUCAUUCUUCAAUUAGUCGAGGGUAGUGUUAAGGCCAGAUAUGCCGCUGUUUUCGCCGUGGAAGAAUCUCAACCUGACAGCAUCAUCCAGGAUAUGGCUAAGACGAACCUUCAGCAGGCGAUCACUAGCGGCAGGUUUGACCCCGCGCUCCAGGUCACCAGCAGUAACAGCCUGCAGCCGAUUGUACUUACGGAAGAAGAGUUGGAGCAAGUGGUUGGAGGAUUCUGCCAGGAUGUGCAGUGUGGGGAGGGGGGCGUGUGUUCACGGAAUGAGCCGUACCCCGGAGCUGUCAUA